Physeter macrocephalus (sperm whale) is the source of this 4114-nucleotide messenger RNA. It is a transcript of the gene U2SURP, whose product is annotated as U2 snRNP associated SURP domain containing. Gene Ontology annotation, cellular component: nucleus. Gene Ontology annotation, biological process: RNA processing. The record is from RefSeq and is a predicted model, not a curated record. Gene Ontology annotation, molecular function: RNA binding. NCBI's taxonomy places the organism in Eukaryota, Metazoa, Chordata, Mammalia, Artiodactyla, Physeteridae. The transcript is spliced from 28 exons. Bases 60 to 3149 code for a protein of 1029 amino acids.
CUUUCGGCGCUCGACUCGCCCGUGCUGCUGCCGCUGCCGAAGGAGGGGCAAAGCUCAAGAUGGCGGACAAAACGCCAGGCGGCUCUCAGAAGGCCAGUUCAAAGACCAGAUCAUCAGAUGUUCAUUCAUCUGGAUCUUCAGAUGCCCACAUGGAUGCAUCUGGACCCUCAGAUAGUGAUAUGCCAAGUCGGACACGACCUAAGAGCCCAAGAAAACAUAAUUAUAGGAAUGAAAGUACCCGUGAAAACGUUUGUGACUCUCCUCAUCAGAAUCUCUCAAGACCUCUUCUAGAAAACAAACUUAAAGCAUUCAGUAUUGGAAAAAUGAGUACAGCUAAGCGAACUUUAAGUAAGAAGGAGCAAGAAGAAUUAAAGAAGAAGGAGGAUGAAAAGGCAGCUGCUGAAAUUUAUGAGGAAUUUCUUGCUGCCUUUGAAGGAAGUGAUGGUAAUAAAGUGAAAACGUUUGUGCGCGGAGGUGUUGUUAAUGCAGCUAAAGAAGAACAUGAAACAGAUGAAAAAAGAGGUAAAAUCUAUAAGCCAUCUUCAAGAUUUGCAGAUCAAAAAAAUCCUCCAAAUCAGUCAUCCAAUGAAAGACCACCAUCUCUUCUUGUGAUAGAAACCAAAAAACCUCCACUGAAGAAAGGCGAGAAAGAAAAGAAAAAAAGCAAUUUGGAACUCUUCAAAGAAGAAUUGAAACAAAUUCAAGAAGAGCGUGAUGAGAGACAUAAAACAAAAGGCAGGUUAAGUCGAUUUGAGCCACCUCAGUCAGAUUCUGAUGGUCAGCGUCGUUCUAUGGAUGCGCCUUCAAGAAGAAAUAGAUCAUCUGGUGUUCUUGAUGAUUAUGCACCUGGCUCACAUGAUGUAGGAGAUCCAAGCACUACUAAUUUAUACCUUGGAAACAUUAAUCCACAGAUGAAUGAAGAGAUGUUGUGCCAGGAGUUUGGAAGAUUUGGGCCCCUGGCCAGCGUGAAAAUUAUGUGGCCCAGAACUGAUGAAGAAAGGGCAAGAGAGAGAAAUUGUGGCUUUGUGGCCUUUAUGAAUAGAAGAGAUGCUGAAAGAGCUUUAAAAAACUUAAAUGGAAAGAUGAUUAUGUCUUUUGAAAUGAAGUUAGGUUGGGGUAAAGCUGUGCCUAUUCCUCCACAUCCAAUAUACAUUCCGCCUUCCAUGAUGGAACAUACGCUUCCCCCACCUCCGUCAGGACUGCCUUUUAAUGCGCAGCCUAGAGAGCGGUUAAAAAACCCCAAUGCUCCCAUGUUACCACCACCUAAAAACAAGGAGGAUUUUGAGAAGACUCUGUCGCAAGCCAUAGUCAAAGUGGUUAUCCCAACAGAAAGGAAUUUGCUCGCCCUGAUACAUCGAAUGAUAGAGUUUGUUGUACGUGAAGGGCCAAUGUUUGAAGCUAUGAUUAUGAACAGAGAGAUCAACAAUCCUAUGUUCAGAUUCUUAUUUGAAAACCAGACACCAGCCCAUGUUUACUAUAGGUGGAAGCUUUAUUCUAUUCUGCAGGGAGAUUCUCCAACUAAGUGGCGGACGGAAGAUUUUCGUAUGUUCAAAAAUGGAUCUUUUUGGAGGCCACCACCGUUAAAUCCAUAUCUGCAUGGGAUGUCAGAAGAGCAGGAAACAGAAGCUUUUGUAGAGGAGCCUAGUAAAAAGGGAGCGCUUAAGGAAGAACAGAGGGACAAAUUAGAAGAAAUUCUGCGGGGGUUAACUCCAAGGAAAAAUGAUAUUGGAGAUGCAAUGGUUUUCUGUCUUAAUAAUGCUGAAGCUGCUGAAGAAAUAGUGGAUUGCAUUACCGAGUCAUUGUCCAUCUUAAAGACACCUCUUCCCAAAAAGAUUGCCAGAUUAUAUUUGGUUUCUGAUGUUUUGUACAACUCUUCAGCCAAAGUUGCCAAUGCUUCCUAUUAUAGAAAAUUUUUUGAAACAAAGUUGUGUCAGAUAUUUUCAGACCUCAAUGCUACCUAUCGUACAAUUCAAGGCCAUUUACAGUCUGAAAACUUUAAGCAACGGGUAAUGACCUGCUUUAGAGCAUGGGAAGAUUGGGCAAUUUAUCCAGAACCAUUUUUGAUCAAACUACAAAAUAUUUUCUUAGGACUUGUAAAUAUUAUUGAAGAAAAGGAGACAGAGGAUGUACCAGAUGACCUUGAUGGUGCCCCCAUUGAGGAAGAGCUUGAUGGUGCACCUCUAGAAGAUGUGGAUGGAAUUCCUAUUGAUGCUACUCCCAUUGAUGACCUUGAUGGAGUCCCUAUAAAGAGCCUUGAUGAUGAUCUUGAUGGAGUGCCUUUGGAUGCGACUGAAGACUCAAAGAAGAAUGAGCCUAUAUUUAAGGUUGCCCCAUCAAAAUGGGAGGCUGUAGAUGAAUCUGAAUUGGAAGCACAGGCUGUAACAACUUCUAAAUGGGAGUUAUUUGACCAGCAUGAAGAAUCAGAAGAAGAAGAAAAUCAAAAUCAAGAAGAAGAAAGUGAAGAUGAAGAAGAUACUCAAAGUUCCAAAUCUGAAGAACAUCAUUUGUACUCUAAUCCAAUCAAAGAAGAAAUGACUGAGUCCAAGUUCUCCAAGUACUCUGAAAUGAGUGAGGAAAAACGAGCUAAACUCCGUGAAAUUGAGCUCAAAGUUAUGAAGUUUCAAGAUGAAUUGGAAUCUGGAAAAAGACCUAAAAAACCAGGCCAGAGCUUUCAGGAACAAGUAGAACACUACAGAGAUAAACUUCUUCAACGAGAGAAAGAGAAAGAAUUAGAAAGAGAACGAGAAAGAGAUAAGAAGGAUAAAGAAAAAUUGGAAUCUCGAUCCAAAGACAAGAAGGAAAAAGAUGAGUGUACUCCAACAAGGAAAGAAAGGAAAAGGCGACACAGUACGUCCCCUAGCCCAUCUCGCAGUAGCAGUGGUAGACGAGUGAAAUCCCCAUCACCAAAAUCGGAGCGAUCAGAGCGUUCAGAAAGAUCUCAUAAAGAGAGCUCACGGUCCAGGUCAUCUCACAAAGAUUCUCCUAGAGAUGUUAGCAAAAAGGCCAAAAGAUCUCCAUCUGGUUCAAGGACACCUAAAAGGUCUAGGCGAUCACGGUCUAGAUCCCCUAAAAAAUCAGGGAAGAAAUCCAGAUCCCAGUCCCGAUCUCCACACAGGUCUCAUAAAAAGUCAAAGAAAAACAAACACUGACAUAAAUUUUUAAGAUGCUGUCACUUAUUGGAAAUGCGAUUUUGUUUUGUGCCUGAACGGUCUGUUUUUUUUAAAAAAAACAAAAAAACAAAAAAUCUAAUGAAAGAGCAUUCCUGGGGUUUUUCUUUGUUUGUGAAUGCAUGUGUAAACUCAUAAGUAACUGCAUCUGUAGACCUGUCGUUGUUUUAUAUUGUAUAAAUUACUUUCAUUGUGGCUGUUUCUCAAGGUGAAAUUUUUAUUGUGCUAAUGAGUUUCAUCAAAAAUGUGUAUAAUGGAUCUGCUGGCAGUAGUAAUAUUUUGUUUUAGGAUGUUGUGACUUAGCAAAAAAUAAUACAGAUGUCUUCCCCCCUUUUGUAGCUUUGACAAUUUGAAUUAGAUUUCAAAUAAAAUCUGAACAGAAAACUAUAACGUUGUUUUUUUGCCCUAUCGAUGACAUCAAGUCCCUUGAAGUCCUACUUAAGUGAGUUUAACACUUCUGCUGUGUUUCUUAUACCUAAUGCACUUUACAAGCUCCAUUGUUCAGGUAGCUAAAGUUUUAUAUUUACUAAGAUGACUGUCAAAAUUUAGGGACCUGAGACUCAACAUUUGGUAGGUUUGCCAACCAGUUUCUUUGGUAAGGUUCCCUUAAGUAAUACUAGUACCCAGAGAUCAAAAGACUAGGCAAAUGUGGUGUAGUCUUUUGUUAAUGCAAUGCCUGGUUAAAAUAUUUUUUUCUUUUUUCAGAGAAGCAAUAUGGUUUCAAUACACUUAACCUGUGUCCUGAGCAACUACUUAUUUUCAGGGAAAAAUUAAAUUUCCAUCUUCCGAUUUCAUCUUCUGUCAUUAGAAAAGUUUACUUAAAAGAAGUUUUCUAAUAAUAGUUGGCCAUAGAAUUUUUUUUUGAAGGUUACCCUUUUACAGCCCUCUGUAGGCUGUCUUUCAAACACUGGUAUCAGAAUAUUUCUACAAGGUUCAGUUUAAAGCAC